UGAGAGUAAUGUUACAGAGCUGAACGCUGAGGAGACUGCGUAUCCCUAGCGCUCCCACAUACAGCCAUUGCAGUGCAUUGAGAUAGAGUGACAGCUUUGGGAAAGGAAAACAUAAAACCCAACAAGCAAGAUGGGCAGAGAUCCUAAAAAGCCAAGGGGCAAAAUGUCCUCGUAUGCCUACUUUGUUCAGACUUGCAGAGAGGAGCACAAGAAGAAGCACCCAGAUGCAUCUGUCAACUUCUCUGAGUUUUCAAAGAAAUGCUCAGAAAGGUGGAAGACGAUGUCCGCCAAGGAAAAAGGAAAGUUUGAGGAUCUAGCGAAACAGGACAAAGUACGCUAUGAAAGAGAGAUGAAGACUUAUGUUCCACCAAAAGGUGAAAAGAAGAAGAGAACUAAAGAUCCAAAUGCACCAAAGAGGCCCCCAUCUGCUUUUUUUAUCUUCUGCUCUGACUAUCGUCCUAAAAUUAAAGCAGAAGCCCCAGGCUUGUCCAUUGGCGAUGUUGCCAAGAAGCUGGGAGAGAUGUGGAACAGCACUAGUGCUGAAGACAAACAGCCUUAUGAAAAGAAAGCAGCAAAACUGAAGGAAAAGUAUGAGAAGGAUAUUGCUGCCUAUCGUGCAAAGGGCAAACCUGAAUCUGCUAAGAAGGGACCUGGUAAGGCAGAGAAGACCAAGAAAAAGAGGGAGGAGGAAGAGGAUGAGGACGAUGAAGAGGACGAGGAAGAAGAUGAGGAGGAAGAAGAGGAGGAAGACGAGGAUGACGAAUAGAUCCGCUUUUCUUAAAGCAUAUUUCUUGUUUAUAAAGCAUUUAACCCCCCUGUACACACUUCACUCCUUUAAAAGAAAACAAAAAAAAUCCCAAACAAUUGUAAGGCUGUGUAUAUGAGAAUGUUUUUAAACUGUACAGUGUAUUUGUAUAGUUAACACACUACGAAAGUGUCUUUAGAUAAUCGUGUUUUCAGUGGUGUAGUUCAUAGACCACUAAUUCCGCCUCAGUACAGUUUAGGGGGUUGUAAAAUGGCAUGGAAAUUGCAGUUCUUUCUGGUGGUGCACAGCACAAAUCUAGUUUUACGUGGGGUUGUAGUUUGUUUCCAGUCGUCUUUGUGUUUUUAUUUUUUUUCCUUUUUUAUUUCUCUUGGCGCAUUAUUGAAUAAUUGUUCUUUUACUCUGAAAACCACUCUGUAAUUGCACAAAGUUGCAGCUGUUUAUGUUGACAUUCUGAAUGCUUCUGAAGUUAAUAAAUUUUUUUUAAAUAA
This is a messenger RNA of Polypterus senegalus (gray bichir), 1254 nucleotides long. Its product is annotated as high mobility group protein B1. Gene Ontology annotation, biological process: regulation of transcription by RNA polymerase II. Gene Ontology annotation, cellular component: nucleus. Lineage: Eukaryota; Metazoa; Chordata; Cladistia; Polypteriformes; Polypteridae. The record is from RefSeq and is a predicted model, not a curated record. The transcript is spliced from 5 exons. Gene Ontology annotation, molecular function: DNA binding, bending. Bases 131 to 766 code for a protein of 211 amino acids.